AUGUCCUUCCAGGCACCGCUCCCCUCACAUUCCCGUUCCCCCCACGACCGGCAAAAUUCUCAGGGCUUUGCUGGCCUCGGCUUCUCUUCAAAUCAAGUCGGCGGCUUUUUCGAAAACGAACGCACCCUUCCGAUGUAUAAAGACAAGCCUUACUUCACGCCGAGGCGUACCGCUCCACGGCGACGAUGGAAACGCAUUGGCAGUCUGUUAGCCUUAUGUACUUUGUUUUUUUUCUGGUAUAACAAGUCCUCUCUCCCAUCUUUGAAGGGCGCGAGCUCUUCAGAAAGAGGGGCACGGCUCUGGAAGUGGGCGCAAACUCUAGAAGAUGAAGCACCAGAAACCGUCGAUUGGAAUGCGCGUCGCGAGAGAGUUCGGGACACCUUCAUCGUUAGUUUUGAUGCUUACGAAAGAGAGGCAUGGGGCUACGAUCAAUACAGCCCAUCUUCUAAGAACCACAAGAACAUGGUGGACGGCGGGAUGGGUUGGAUGAUCGUCGAUUCAUUGGACACCCUCAUGAUUAUGAACCUGUCAUCUCAGGUUCGCCAUGCCCGUCAGUGGAUCUCCACUUCGUUGCGGUAUGACCAGGACCAUGAUGUGAAUACAUUUGAAACAACCAUUCGCAUGCUAGGUGGCUUGCUGUCUGCCCACUACUUGUCUACUCACUUUCCUGACCUUGCCCCGGUUGCGGAAGACGAUGUCGGUGCUGCUGGGGAAGACCUGUACAUUGAAAAAGCCACUGACCUGGCGGACCGGUUGCUUGGAGCAUUCGAAUCAAAUUCUGGUAUUCCAUUUUCCAGCAUCAAUCUUAAUACGUCUACUGGCAUACGGUCACACUCCGAUAGUGGUGCCGCAUCCAUAGCCGAGGCAACCACUGUACAACUCGAGUUCAAAUACCUAGCGAAAUUGACCGGAGAAGCUGAGUAUUGGAGGGUUGUGGAGAAGGUUAUGGAGGUUGUGGACGGACAACACCCAGAAGAUGGUCUCGUUCCUAUCUACAUCCAUCCAGACUCUGGAGAAUUCAUCACAAAGAACGUUCGCCUCGGAAGCCGAGGUGACUCCUACUACGAAUACCUCAUCAAGCAAUAUCUCCAAACAUCGGAGCAGGAGCCUAUUUACAAGGAAAUGUGGGAUGAAGCAAUACAGGGUAUUCGCAAACACCUUCUUGCAUUCUCUAGAAAUGCCAGGCUGAUGAUCUUGGGUGAACGACCCCGGGGCCUGGACAAGGGCCUUCUCGCCAAGAUGGACCACCUUGUAUGUUUCAUGCCAGGGACAAUUGCGCUGGGUGCCACUGGGGGCCAGCCUCUGUCCAAGGCUAGACAGUCCCCUGAGUGGACUCAACAGCGUGAGGAAGAGAUCCUAAUCUCCCGAGAGCUCAUGAAGACCUGCUGGGCAACAUACGCAAGCACAGCUACUGGCCUUGCCCCUGAGAUUUCCCAUUUUCUCCUGGAUGAAAUCCCAGUCAUGAUGGCAGACAAAUAUGCCGAUCCUGCCAAAUCCACCGCCUCGGCACCCUACGAAUUGCAAGGCAUCUCCCUUCCACUAUCCCGACAGGCAGACGGCAUGGAGCCCUGGAGACGGGAUAUCGGUAUUCAUCCUAUGGACCGCCACAACAUCCAGCGCCCUGAAACAGUCGAGUCCCUCUUUUACAUGUAUCGUAUCACAGGCGACGUAAUGUAUCGCGAAUGGGGAUGGGAAAUGUUCAAGGCUUUCGUCCGCCAUACGGCGGUAGUUGAAACUGUGGGAUCGACAAUCCCCGGGUUAGGUGAUCCGCCUCAUGAGCGUAUCAAGAGCUUCACUUCUGUGGGCAACGUCGAGAAUAUACCCCCGGAGAAGCGUGACAGAAUGGAGAGCUUCUGGCUGUCCGAGACCCUGAAAUACUUCUACCUCUUAUUUUCGGAUCGUGAUUUUAUCUCGCUUGAGGAGCAUGUCUUCAGCACAGAAGCGCAUCCACUGCCGCGAUUUAAGCCCAGCGGAGAGCUGAAAACAGGGUGGGAGCGGAAGCAUUGA
Molecule: messenger RNA, 2007 nt
Organism: Penicillium pulvis
Lineage: Eukaryota; Fungi; Ascomycota; Eurotiomycetes; Eurotiales; Aspergillaceae
Product: glycoside hydrolase family 47 protein
Exons: 3
Coding region: 1-2007 (668 amino acids)
Biological process (GO): N-glycan processing; carbohydrate metabolic process
Cellular component (GO): membrane; endoplasmic reticulum
Molecular function (GO): calcium ion binding; mannosyl-oligosaccharide 1,2-alpha-mannosidase activity
Source: RefSeq, a predicted model, not a curated record